This is a messenger RNA of Brettanomyces nanus, 345 nucleotides long. RefSeq names its product 40S ribosomal protein S20 (gene RPS20). The record is from RefSeq and is a predicted model, not a curated record. The transcript has a single exon. NCBI's taxonomy places the organism in Eukaryota, Fungi, Ascomycota, Pichiomycetes, Pichiales, Pichiaceae. Gene Ontology annotation, cellular component: ribosome; cytosolic small ribosomal subunit. Gene Ontology annotation, molecular function: structural constituent of ribosome. Bases 1 to 345 code for a protein of 114 amino acids. Gene Ontology annotation, biological process: translation.
AUGUCUGACGAAAAGAAAAUCGUUGAGCAACAAGAGAUCCACAAGAUCAGAAUUUCCUUAGUUUCUACUAAGGUUAAGCAGUUGGAAAAGGUGUGCCAAAACAUCAUUAACAACGCUGCUCAGGAGAAGUUGUACAAGAAGGGUCCUGUCAGAAUGCCAACCAGGGUGUUAUCUAUUACAACCAGAAAGACCCCUAACGGUGAAGGUUCCAAGACUUGGGAGCAUUACGAGAUGAGAAUCCACAAGAGAUACAUCGACUUGCAUGCACCAGCUUCUUUGGUUAAGAAGAUCACCCAGAUCACUAUUGAGCCUGGCGUUGAUGUUGAGGUUACCAUUGCUGCUUAA